This is a messenger RNA of Onychomys torridus (southern grasshopper mouse), 2274 nucleotides long. It is a transcript of the gene Slc26a3, whose product is annotated as solute carrier family 26 member 3. The transcript has 20 exons. The record is from RefSeq and is a predicted model, not a curated record. Gene Ontology annotation, cellular component: membrane. Gene Ontology annotation, biological process: transmembrane transport. Gene Ontology annotation, molecular function: oxalate transmembrane transporter activity; chloride transmembrane transporter activity; bicarbonate transmembrane transporter activity. NCBI's taxonomy places the organism in Eukaryota, Metazoa, Chordata, Mammalia, Rodentia, Cricetidae. Bases 1 to 2274 code for a protein of 757 amino acids.
AUGAUCGAAGCCAUAGGGAAUCAGUACAUAGUGGCCAGACCAGUGUAUUCCACAAACACUUUUGGAGAGGAGUUCAAGAAGACGCACAGACACCACAAGACAUUCCUGGAUCAUCUCAAAGGGUGCUGUAGCUGCUCCUCACAAAAGGCCAAGAAAAUUGCCCUGUCUUUGUUCCCCGUAGCAUCUUGGUUGCCAGCGUACAAGAUCAAGGAAUGGCUUCUGAGUGACAUCGUUUCUGGCAUCAGCACCGGGCUAGUGGCUGUACUACAAGGUUUAGCAUUUGCUCUGCUGGUCAACAUCCCUCCAGCCUAUGGGUUGUAUGCUGCCUUUUUCCCAGUUCUAACCUACUUUUUCUUGGGCACGUCUAGACACAUAUCUGUGGGUCCGUUUCCAGUUCUGAGUAUGAUGGUGGGAGUUGUAGUUACAAGAGUGGCCUCAGGAGGCAACACUGCUUCAGAACUGUCCUCAAGCUCAAUGGAAAAUGAUUCAGUGGUAGAGGAGAGGAUAAUGGUGGCUGCAUCAGUGACUGUUCUUUCUGGAAUCAUUCAGUUGGUUUUGGGGGUUCUGCAGAUAGGGUUUGUGGUGAUAUACCUAUCUGAGUCCCUAAUCAGUGGCUUCACCACAGCUGCUGCCAUUCAUGUUUUGGUUUCUCAACUGAAAUUCAUGCUGCAGCUGACCGUCCCAGCACACAGCGACCCAUUCUCUAUUUUCAAAGUCCUGGAGUCAGUCUUCACACAGAUUCAGAAGACUAACAUUGCAGACCUCGUGACAUCUGUGAUUAUUCUAGUGGUUGUAUUUGUCGUUAAAGAAAUCAAUCAACGCUACAGAAGCAAGCUUCCAGUGCCUAUCCCUAUCGAACUCAUCAUGACUGUGAUUGCAACAGGUGUAUCCUAUGGCUGUAACUUUGAACAGAAGUUUGGCGUGGCUGUGGUUGGGAAUAUGAGUUUAGGAUUUCAGCCCCCUAUUACACCCAGUGUACAAGUUUUUCAAGAUACCAUAGGAGACAGCUUUGGAAUUGCGAUUGUUGGCUUUGCAGUGGCCUUUUCCGUUGCCAGUGUCUAUUCUCUCAAAUAUGAUUAUCCAAUUGAUGGCAAUCAGGAGUUGAUUGCCUUGGGAAUAAGCAACAUAUUCACUGGAGCAUUCAAAGGAUUUGCAGGGAGCACAGCCCUUUCCAGAUCAGGGGUUCAGGAGAGCACAGGAGGCAAAACACAGGUCGCAGGACUCCUCUCGGCUGUCAUUGUGCUGAUUGUUAUUGUUGCCAUUGGAUUUCUCCUGCAGCCACUACAAAAGUCUGUCCUGGCAGCUUUAGCUCUUGGAAACUUAAAGGGAAUGCUGAUGCAGUUUGCUGAAAUAGGCAGAUUGUGGAAAAAGGAUAAAUAUGAUUGUUUAAUUUGGAUCAUGACCUUCAUCUUUGCCAUUGUCCUGGGACUCGGAUUAGGCCUGGCAGCAAGUGUGGCAUUUCAGCUCCUAACUAUUGUGUUCAGGACCCAAUUUCCGAAAUGCAGCACACUGGCUAAUGUUGGAAGGAGCAACAUUUACAAGAAUAAAAAAAAAUAUGCUGAUGUGUAUGAGCCAGAAGGAGUGAAAAUUUUCAGAUGUCCAUCUCCAAUCUACUUUGCAAACAUUGGUUUCUUUAAGCAGAAACUUAUUGAUGCUGUUGGCUUUAACCCACUUCGAAUUCUACGCAAGCGCAAUAAAGCUUUGAAGAAAAUCCGAAAACUGCAGAAACAAGGUCUGAUACAAGUGACACCUAAAGGGUUCAUCUGCACCUCUGAUGGCUUCAAAGACUCUGAUGAAGAGUUGGACAACAACCAGAUAGAAGAGCUGGAUCAGCCGAUCAACACCACAGACCUGCCCUUUGAGAUUGACUGGAAUGCCCGUCUCCCCCUCAAUAUUACCGUCCCUGCAGUCAGCCUCCACAGCCUCAUCCUCGACUUUUCAGCUGUGUCUUUCCUUGAUGUCUCCUCAAUGAGGGGUCUCAAAACGAUUUUGCAAGAAUUUAUUAGGAUCAAGGUAGAUGUAUAUAUUGUGGGAACAGAUGAUGAUUUCAUUGACAAACUUGCUCGAUGUGAAUUUUUUGAUGACGAAGUCACAGACUCAAUAUUUUUCUUAACAAUCCAUGAUGCUGUUUUGCAUAUUUUGAUGAAGAAGGAAUACAGCACUUCAAAGUUUAAUUCCAGCCAGGAAAAAGAAAUGAAAUUUGACUUUACCAUAAAUACAAAUGGAGGAUUACGUAAUCGAGAAUGUCAGGUACCAGUUGAAACGAAAUUCUAA